AUGAUGGUGACGCGCCCUCAGGCGUUUCUAGUCAGUAAGGUCUCGACUUUAGUAGUAGUUUCCAUAUCCCCAAGUUUGCUUUUAAACUACAUAGAAGUAUUUUUAAAUAGUGUUCACAUAUAUUCAAUUAGAUUCCCAGCCCCAGCUUUGUCCAUUACCGGCAUUUUUUCGUCCUCUCAACUCUUCACUGUUAUCAGAAGCGCCACACCCCCUACAUCAAACUCGAACAUCAUGCAAUUUUUCGGCUUGUUAUUAUGCACCUUAAUGUCGUUGAGUGUUCUUACCGCUCCGAACGGGCGCACUGCGGCUAGGCAAAGACGAUCUCUCGACAAUGAAAUCAAGAAAUCCUGGAUGAUGCAAAAACGUGCUGCCGAUGCUCCCAAGGGCGCUGUUCCUGCCGCUGAUUCUCUCCCCGACCUCAAAUCGAUCGUAGGUGGCGAUGUCACUCAGGCGGACUUCAGAAAUCUGCUCACGGAGUUCUUGAAGUCGCCGGUUACUCCAGGCGCAGCGCCCACCGUCACUCUAGUCGGCAAAGCCAAGGCGACAGAGAUGCUGACCAGGUUGGAAACUGCCCAGAAAUCCGCCAAACCCGAACAAUUGUCCCCCAAGGCGGCUCAGACCUUCCUUCGAAUGCUGAAGAGGUUCGAGGGCAAGACGGGAGAGGAAGUACCCAAGUCAACUAAACCUGCAAGGCGGGCCGCACCCCCACCAACCACGCCGACAGCUGCUGGGACGAAGACAGGGAUGGACUUGUUGAAAGCCUGGGUUGCUAGUCUCCCCGAAGUACAAGCCGCAACUUCCACAACUGUUCCAGCAACCGCCCCCACUACUCCGGUUAAAGCAGGAAAAUCAACAGGAAAGGCGAAGUGA
Molecule: messenger RNA, 870 nt
Organism: Puccinia triticina
Lineage: Eukaryota; Fungi; Basidiomycota; Pucciniomycetes; Pucciniales; Pucciniaceae
Exons: 3
Coding region: 1-870 (289 amino acids)
Source: RefSeq, a predicted model, not a curated record